AUGUCAUGUGCUUUACGAUUGUUAACAAUUAUUGUUAAUAGUGUUCGAAAUGAAGAUGAUAAAUGGAAACAUCUUUCACGGCAAAUUGUCGAUGUGCUUCUUGUUCAUUUACAAUCAUAUGUUACUAUUGUACUAUUUGAUGCUGUAUCAUCAGUUGAAUUACGACCAAUUGAUCCAUUUGUUAUUGCUUUUCGAGCAUUUAAUGAAAAUGGUCUUGUAUUAGUUUUAUUAAUUGAACAAUUUCUUCCAUUACAGUAUAUAUCUGUAUUACGUUUAACUGAAUUAAUUGUUUAUGAUCGUAUUGAAACGAUGUUAACACUUGACCAACAAACAUUAAAUAAACAAUUAUUACCUAAAUAUUUACCAUUAAUUUUAUAA
Messenger RNA from Rotaria sp. Silwood2, 378 nucleotides. The record is from the annotation of a GenBank genome assembly. NCBI's taxonomy places the organism in Eukaryota, Metazoa, Rotifera, Eurotatoria, Philodinida, Philodinidae.